Messenger RNA from Aspergillus mulundensis, 2250 nucleotides. RefSeq names its product pseudouridine synthase PUS7. Gene Ontology annotation, molecular function: pseudouridine synthase activity; RNA binding. Bases 1 to 2250 code for a protein of 749 amino acids. The record is from RefSeq and is a predicted model, not a curated record. Gene Ontology annotation, biological process: pseudouridine synthesis. The transcript is spliced from 2 exons. Lineage: Eukaryota; Fungi; Ascomycota; Eurotiomycetes; Eurotiales; Aspergillaceae. Gene Ontology annotation, cellular component: nucleus.
AUGGAUAUCUCCGAUCUUAUCGAGCCGCCGCAAAAGCGCCUCAAGACCGAGGAUGUCGCCGGCACGGAUGAGGUCGUUCCUCCCGUUGGCAGAGCUCCGCCGCAGACCGACGCCGAAAUCGACGAACAAUUAUCGAAGGAGAUUGAGGUUGGAAUCACAGAAUUUGUCAGUGCGGAUAACGAGGGGUUUGCGGGUAUCUUGAAGAAGCGAUACACAGAUUUCCUUGUCAACGAGAUCCUGCCAUCUGGGAAAGUUCUGCAUUUGACGAACACCACCGCGAAUGCGAAUGAGGACGAGACGAAACCUGAGCCAGCCAAGGAAAAGCCAGAGGAGAAGCCCAAGGAGCCCGAAGCUCCUGCGGAAACUCCUGCGGAGACUCCGGCUCCUGCUGAGUUCAAUUUGACGGAGGAAGAUGCGGCGCUUUUGGACUCGCUCUUCGGCGCUCAGCACACACAAAAGAUUGUGGCAUUACACAAGAAAGCAUUGGCGAACCCGAAGACCAAACCUAGCGAACUGGGCAGACUGAACACCGUUGUUGUUAACGACCGCGACCAGCGUGUCGAGAUGCACCAGGCAAUUCGUCGCAUCUUCAGUUCGCAGAUUGAAUCUUCAACAGACAGCGAGGGAAUGAUGGUCAUCUCGGUCGCCGCGAACCGCAACAAGAGGAAUAACCAGGGUGGUGGACGCAGCGGCAACAACGGCGGCGGACGUGACAAGAACCGUGUAAACUGGGAUGAACUGGGCGGACCGUACCUGCACUUUACGAUCUACAAGGAAAACAAGGACACCAUGGAGGUCAUCUCUUUCAUCGCGCGCCAGCUGAAAAUGAACCCCAAGAGCUUCCAGUUCGCAGGCACCAAGGACCGCCGCGGAGUGACCGCACAGAGGGCAUGCGCCUACCGCCUGCAAGCCGAUCGCCUGGCGAAGCUCAACCGAACGCUCCGCAACGCCGUUGUCGGAGACUUUGAAUACCAGCCUCACGGCCUUGAGCUCGGCGAUCUCUUCGGAAACGAGUUCGUCGUGACCCUUCGCGAGUGCGAGAUUCCCGGAGUCAACCUUCAGGACCGCGCAGCCGCCGUAACAAAGGCAAAGGCGCUCGUCAACUCAUCCCUCCAGAAUCUUUACCAACGAGGCUACUUCAACUACUACGGCCUGCAACGCUUCGGCUCCUUCACAACCCGCACCGACACAGUCGGCGUCAAGAUCCUCCAAGACGACUUCAAGGGCGCCUGCGACUCCAUCCUCGACUACAGCCCGCACAUCCUCGCCGCCGCACAAGCAGACGAGAACGCCGCCGAAGGCGCUACCCCCACAGCAACAAACAUCAGCUCCGAAGACAAAGCACGCGCCCUCGCAAUCCACAUCUUCCAAACAACCGGCCGCGUCAGCGAGGCCCUCGAAAAGAUGCCCCGCAAGUUCUCCGCCGAAUCAAACAUCAUCCGCCACAUCGGCCGCUCUAAGAACGACUACCUCGGCGCCCUGCAAACCAUCCCCCGCAACCUCCGCCUCAUGUAUGUGCACGCCUACCAAUCCCUCGUCUGGAACCUCGCCGUCGGCGAACGCUGGCGCCUCUACGGCGACCGCGUGGUCGAAGGCGAUCUCGUCCUGAUCCACGAACACCGCGACAAGGACGGCACGUCCUCUUCCUCCGCAACCCCAGCAGCGCCCGAAACCGCAACCGUCGACGCAGACGGCGAAAUCAUCAUCGCCCCGCAAGCUCACGACUCCGCCUUCAGCGCCGAAGACUCCUUCACGCGCGCCCGCGCCCUCACAGCCGACGAAGCAAACAGCGGCGCAUACAGCAUCUUCGACAUCGUCCUCCCGCUACCCGGCUUCGACGUCCUUUACCCGCCCAACAAAAUGACGGACUUCUAUAAGGAGUUCAUGGGGAGUCAGCGCGGCGGCGGUCUCGACCCGUUCGACAUGCGCCGGAAGUGGAAGGACGCGAGUCUGAGCGGGAGUUAUCGGAAGGUGCUUAGUCGGAUGGGCGCGGACUACUCGGUUGAUGUAAGGCUUUACGCUAGGGAUGAGGAGCAGUUUGUUCGCACGGACUUGGAGACUCUUACCUCCAAGACGAGGGAUGGCGGUGAUGUGGCUAUGCAGGAGGCCGGCGGAGAGGCCGAGGGCGAUAAGGUUGCUGUUGUGCUGAAGUUCCAGCUUGGCUCGAGCCAGUAUGCGACUAUGGCGUUGAGAGAGUUGAUGAGGGGGAGGGUUAAGGCUUAUAAGCCUGAUUUUGGGGGUGGGCGGUAG